This is a messenger RNA of Tribolium madens (black flour beetle), 1894 nucleotides long. RefSeq names its product nuclear RNA export factor 1-like. The transcript is spliced from 7 exons. Gene Ontology annotation, molecular function: RNA binding; protein binding. The coding region runs from base 186 to 1814 and encodes 542 amino acids. NCBI's taxonomy places the organism in Eukaryota, Metazoa, Arthropoda, Insecta, Coleoptera, Tenebrionidae. Gene Ontology annotation, cellular component: nucleus. Gene Ontology annotation, biological process: poly(A)+ mRNA export from nucleus. The record is from RefSeq and is a predicted model, not a curated record.
UCGUGCGCAUGUUCCAAUUCUGUGUUGUGUUUUUUCGUGUUGAUAAAAGAUAAAAAAUAUUUUGAGUGAUUUAAUUCUUUUAGGAGUUUAAUCAUUUCAAUUGAUAAACUUCCGAGUUUUAUUUUAUUAGUGUGAUAGAUUUAGAAGCGUUUUUAUUUGGAGGAAUUUUAUAAUAUAACCUAAAAAUGGCUUCAACUUUGUUUUUUGGUGGCGAGUCUCAGUCGAUUACAAAUUUAGACGCGAAAAAAAUUCGACAAAAUGUGCAAGCUAUUAUCGUAAAUGAUUUUUCAUUACAGACUGGGAUUCUUUAUAAAAACAAGGAAGUUUUGGAAAACCCCAUUUAUUGGCAUAAGUUUAUUGUGAAUAACGCUGAAGAUUUUAGUAGAGACCUGAUCUUGAAAACAAUUCUAGAUCAUGUGCAACCAUUAGACUUAAUUCCAGUUUUCUUCUUAAAAGAAGGCAGUUCUGCUUCUUUUCUUGCAAGGAAUUGUGGAGCAGCAAUAGAAAAAAUCUGCAAAGAUAAUUUGAUCAUUGAUAAUCCUUAUGUGAAAAAUCAGCCAUUUAAGCUCAGUAUUAUAUUAAGGUAUUCAACAACAAACGAUGUGAAAAUUGAUGUUUCCAAAAAUAUUUCAAAAGUGUUAAGAAAAAGAACAAACACAGCCACUUCCACCAUAAAUCUUGAGAAUUUCUAUCAAGACUCUGAUUUAUCAGAGUUCUGUAUUUUAUCUCAACCCAAAUUGAUGUCUUAUGUGUUGCAUUUAUCAAGAUUAUCAAAACCCAAAUCUAUUAUCCUAAGUAAUAAUGAAAUUAGAAGCUUGGUUCCAAUUGAAGCUUUAUGGGGAAUUAAUGUGACAAGUUUAGAUUUGAGAAACAAUCUAAUAAUGAGCUUGACUGAACUUGAACCUUUAACACAACUCAAAAUUACUGAGCUUUGGUUGGAAGGUAAUCCUUUAUGUGAUAAUUAUGACGAACAUACUUACAUCCAACGGGUUAAGGAGUAUUGUCCAAAAAUUGAAAGACUUGAUGGUGUUUUAUUGAAGCACAACGGCUUUCCUUCAUUUAGAAGAAACUUUUUGUGUAACAGCUCUGGUCAUGAUUUAGUUGAUCAAUUUCUAGAAUAUUACUUCACUUCUUAUGACUCUUCAAACAGAGCUAUGCUUAAAAAUUUAUAUCACAAAGGUGCUCUUUUCUCGUUAACUGCGGAUUAUCACCCUAUGCAGUUAUCUUCACCUUCAGCACAGUUAAAACGCUACAAGACGUAUUCCAGAAAUGUUCUAUCUUUAGCAGACUUAUCUCGGAGUGAUUUAAAUUUACAACAAGGAAGUAAAGCUAUUAUAGAUUUGUUGAAUUUGUUGCCACCAUCAGAACACGAUCCAUAUUCUUUUACAGUUGAUUUAAUACAUUAUUCGGACGUUUGUGCCAUUGUGGUUGUCACUGGUGUCUUUAAAGAACUACCAGAGUCAAUUUUAGACGCGGAAAGGUUUAUGGGUUUUAAUCGGUGCUUUGCACUUGAAUCCAUAAAUGGAGAAUAUUGUAUUAUCAAUGAACAAAUGCAUGUGUUCAAUGCAUUGACAUCACAGCAAGUAAAAGCAUUUAAACAUGAGAGGCCCAUCAGACCACAAAUGCUUCCACCUGCCCAAACUCCGAAACAAAAAAGUCAGAUUAUUACAGCAAUGAAACUGAUUACUAAUUUGACCACUGAGUGGGCUAAAAAGUGUUUGGAAGAAUGCCAUUAUGAUUUGAAAAACGCACUUGCUCUUUUUGUAGAUCUGUAUAAGGUGGAUAAAAUUCCCGCCGACGGAUUCCAAAAUUGAGCAAUUAUGUUUUAAUUUAUGUGAAUGUGUAUAACUGUUCUCAACGAAAAUAUUUGAGAUAAAGGGCUUUCAAUCUAAAA